Molecule: messenger RNA, 1457 nt
Organism: Filobasidium floriforme
Lineage: Eukaryota; Fungi; Basidiomycota; Tremellomycetes; Filobasidiales; Filobasidiaceae
Product: putative oxidoreductase C terminal-domain-containing protein
Exons: 8
Coding region: 35-1189 (384 amino acids)
Molecular function (GO): nucleotide binding
Source: RefSeq, a predicted model, not a curated record
AUUUUGCGGUCAGCUAUCACAGCCCAUCAUAGCGAUGUCUUUACAGAAUACGUUCAACGUUCUGCUUAUCGGUGCAGGGGAGAUCAACUUCGGUUCCGUCGAAGGCCCUUGGAAUCACACCAAACGGCUGGAACAGAAGCUUGGAAGCCGUCUACGGGUUGUUGGCCUAGUCGAUCUUGACCAGACAAAGGCCCGCGCUGUGAUCGACGAAAAGAAAGCCCUGAUCAAAGACAGCUACGACUCUACCGAGGUGUUUGAGUCCAUCGCGUCGGCAGCGGAAGGGCUGAAAGGUGCCCGCUUACCGCAACUGGCCAUACUCGGUAUCCCUCCCCAAUUUCGCGGCCAGAGCUCGUCAGGCCGCGAUGCAGAGCUGGCGUUGAUCAAAGCGUUCCCGUCCAUCUCCUUGUUCUGCGAGAAGCCCGUCACGACCGGGCCGAUUGAGCGGAUAGCAGAGGCUCAGUCGGUCAGGGACAGUCUAGGAAAGCACGCAGGGAAGGGCGUCGUGGGUGUGGGCUACAUGUUGCGAUACUUGAAGGCGUGUGCGGAUAUCAAGGAUAUCUUGCGGGAGAACAACUUGACGGUGAUGGCAACCAACGCAAGGUAUACCAUGGCAUACGAAUACGCAGUCAAACUCGGCUGGUGGGACAAGAGCCAAUCGCAGGGCCCGAUCAUCGAGCAAGCGACACAUUUCGCCGAUCUUUCGCGCUUCUUCGGAGGCGAGGUAGAUUUGAAGUCUGUUUCGGCUCGCACGGUGGAACACGAUACCUCGGCAGGCAGUCUAGGCAAGAAGGGAUUCGACGAGGAGAAGAUCGACGCCGCGAACAGGAUUCCCAGGAUCACCGCUGCGGUCUGGCAGUACGAGAGCGGUGCUGUGGGGACAUUGAUGCAUAGCGUCGCCUUGCACGACGCCACAUACGACACCGAGAUUGAGAUCAUCGCGGAUGGCUACAGACUCAAGCUGGUGGACCCGUAUAAUGCUCCAGUGCUCUAUAUCCGCCGCCCGGGACUGGCUGGCGAAGAGGUUCGACGGUACGACCAGGAUGAUCCCUUCUAUAGCGAAAUAAGCGCAAUGAUUGAUGCGGUGGAGAGUGGAUCCAGUGAUGGACUACUGAGCACCUUUGAUGAUGCUCUACGGACGUAUGAGUUCACUUGGGCGAUUCGCAAAGCUGGUGAAGCCGUGAAGCCAUGAUCGGGCUUAGAUGCCCCCCCCCCCGAUCACCUUAAAAAUGUACGAUAGUGCGUGACCGAGAUGGGAUUGCCAUGCAUCCGAUCACCGUUGCAACCCAACAGCAAGUCCCGAUAUCCUCUGUUCCAGGCCUUCCAUGCUCCAAUCGCCGCCAAUGUCCGGAACUUGAGGGUUUGCAAAGAUCUCGGCGCUGUUUCAAACAGAGAUGAGCCCUCGACACUCGGAUGCCGUAUCGCUAAGCGACUCACCAAUACCUAUCUACAUCGAGUAU